UGCCCAGACCGGCUCCCGCCCCCAGCCCGCUUCCUCCUCCCAGGGGCGGUCCCGCCCAGCCCUCCGGGCCCGCGCACCGCGGGCAGCCCCCUGCAGCCGCACCAUGUCCGCCGGCUGGUUCCGGCGCCGCUUCCUGACUGGGGGUCCACUGCCCGCGCCGCGGCCGCCCGGGCCACGCGCCAGCCCUGUGCCCUACCGGCGGCCCCGCUUCCUGCGUGGCUCUGGCUCCAGCCCAGGAACCGCCGACGCCUCGCGCCGCUCGGACUCCCGGCCAGUGCGUAGCCCAGCGCGGGGCCGCACGCUACCCUGGAACGCAGGCUACGCCGAGAUCAUCAAUGCAGAGAAAUCUGAGUUCAAUGAGGAUCAAGCUGCCUGUGGGAAACUGUGCAUCCGGAGAUAUGAGUUCGGACCUGAAGAGGAUAGGGAAUGGCUGACUCUGUGCCCAGAAGAAUUCCUGACGGGUCAUUACUGGGCACUAUUUGAUGGGCACGGUGGUCCUGCAGCAGCCAUCCUGGCUGCCAAUACUCUGCACUCUUGCCUGCGUCGGCAGCUAGAAGCGGUGGUAGAAGGCAUGGUGGCUGCUCAACCCCCCAUGCACCUCAGUGGCCGCUGUGUCUGCCCCAGUGACCCCCAGUUUGUGGAAGAAAAAGGCAUCAGGGCAGAAGAUUUGGUGAUUGGGGCCCUGGAGAGCGCCUUCCAGGAAUGUGAUGAGGUGAUCGGGCGGGAGCUGGAGGCCUCAGGCCAGGUGGGCGGCUGCACAGCUCUGGUGGCUGUGUCCCUGCAGGGAAAGCUGUAUGUGGCCAAUGCUGGGGAUAGCAGGGCCAUCUUGGUUCGGAGAGAUGAGAUUCGGCCGCUGAGCUCUGAGUUUACUCCAGAGACUGAGCGGCAGCGAAUCCAGCAUCUGGCCUUUGUCUACCCUGAGCUUCUGGCUGAUGAGUUCACCCGACUGGAAUUCCCUCGGCGGCUGAAGGGGGAUGACUUGGGGCAGAAGGUUUUGUUCAGGGAUCAUCACAUGAGCGGCUGGAGCUACAAAUGUGUGGAGAAAUCAGAUCUGAAGUACCCACUGAUCCACGGACAUGGCAGGCAGGCUCGGUUACUGGGAACGCUGGCUGUCUCCCGAGGACUGGGAGACCAUCAGCUCAGAGUCCUGGACACAAACAUCCAGCUCAAGCCCUUCUUGCUCUCUAUCCCACAGGUAACUGUGCUGGAUAUGGACCAGUUAGAGUUGCAGGAAGAGGAUGUAGUUGUCAUGGCAACUGAUGGACUCUGGGAUGUCCUGUCCAAUGAGCAGGUGGCAUGGCUGGUACGGAGCUUCCUCCCUGGGAACAGAGAGGAUCCACACAGGUUCUCGGAGUUGGCCCAAAUGCUGAUACACAGCACACAGGGGAAGGACGACAGUCCCACAGGGGAAAGGCAGGUGUCCUAUGAUGACGUCUCUGUGUUCGUGAUUCCCUUGAACAGCCAGAGCCAAGGAGGCAGUGGCUACUGAGGAUUCUGACACUGCAUCCAAGAAGCACUCCAAUCAUUGCAGUAUGGGCAUGCCUCCAUUAUGGCCAAGAGAAGGCCCUGUUUGUCCCAUCCCCAGCCACAGCCCAAUGUUCCUGCUUCUCACCCAGGUUCAUCUGUUUCAAGGGGAUUUUUUAUACCAGGCAGCAAGAGCUGGAAGGGUACAAAGAGCCCAGCCCACCAGGUCCUGCCUUUUACAAUAAUCACAUCACUCUGGUAGAGGGAUCUGAUUUCCUACAACUUAGGAAACCCUUGUGAGGCUUCUCAGACAGGAUCCUCAAUAGCCCAAGAAUUAUUCUUAGAAAGAGAUACCCACAUUAAGAGUAUUAGUCAGAUGCCACAAGGGGUAGCGUCCUGUAUUUGGAUAUAGGUUUUCCAAUCCAUGAAUGUCGGGGCAUCCAUUUAACAAUCCCCCCAAGAAAAUCUUGGGCAGUCUCACAUUUGCUAGAACACGUAUCUUGAAGAAAGCUCUGGAGGAGACACCAGCUUAGGUUUUGCCCUGUUCUCUGCUGUUGGAGGGCAUGGCCCCUACAGCUAAAGUUGGGGGAAGAGCAAAAAGGGGCAAGAGGAACUUCCAGAGUUGGCUGGGCAGGGAAUGCUUAUCACUACCUCUGGCCUGCCCUUCUGACUUGCUUCCCCCUGGCCCCAGGCCUGCCCUAGUCUCACCCCCAAUGCCUUUGCUUUUG
This is a messenger RNA of Urocitellus parryii (Arctic ground squirrel), 2192 nucleotides long. It is a transcript of the gene Ppm1m, whose product is annotated as protein phosphatase, Mg2+/Mn2+ dependent 1M. Gene Ontology annotation, molecular function: [pyruvate dehydrogenase (acetyl-transferring)]-phosphatase activity. NCBI's taxonomy places the organism in Eukaryota, Metazoa, Chordata, Mammalia, Rodentia, Sciuridae. Gene Ontology annotation, biological process: protein dephosphorylation. The record is from RefSeq and is a predicted model, not a curated record. Gene Ontology annotation, cellular component: mitochondrion.